Stereum hirsutum FP-91666 SS1 is the source of this 2235-nucleotide messenger RNA. RefSeq names its product actin-like ATPase domain-containing protein. Bases 1 to 2235 code for a protein of 744 amino acids. Gene Ontology annotation, biological process: regulation of DNA-templated transcription; double-strand break repair. The transcript is spliced from 13 exons. NCBI's taxonomy places the organism in Eukaryota, Fungi, Basidiomycota, Agaricomycetes, Russulales, Stereaceae. Gene Ontology annotation, cellular component: Ino80 complex. The record is from RefSeq and is a predicted model, not a curated record.
AUGCCUCGAGGUAUUCCGAAUGUCAAAAGGGACGACACCCAAGGCAUGCGCUAUACAAGCUUCCAUGUCCCAUUGCAACUAAAUCCCAAGCACCCGACAAACACAUAUCUGAAAUCUGAGUCGCAGACCAUAUGGACAAGGAAUGCGGGUAAACGCAAGGCCGUGAGCGAAGAUGUUGGGCCAUCUGCACCGCUUGAAACUCGGCGUGGAUCUAACGUCAUUGUAAUUCAUCCGGGAUCUAGGUAUCUUCGUAUUGGACGUGCAAGCGAGCUCAAUCCCGUCUACGUUCCCAACGUCAUUGCAAGAAAAACUAAUCCGCCUGUCCCACCCGUCCUAUUCGAGGAAUCAAUCGUACGCCCACGGAAAGGCCGCACAAGGAGCAGCUUUACAAAAAUCAUAGCAAAAGACGAUAAGUAUAUCGUGAACCCCGGCACUGAUGAUCCCUUCGACGACAAAUUUGCCAAGGUGCAAGGAUUCGUGCUUCAGACGAUGUCUUAUUUGAAGCUUCGAGUCUCAUUAGAUGCCCCCACCAAGGCAUCUUCUUUCAAUCGUACCAUGAAACCUGAGAUCAUCCCCCAGGAACUUGAUUCUGAACGUAUCAACUUCAUCACGAAGCCGCCAGAAGACGAGGUCUUGGUUGGUGACGAUGCUCUUCGACUGGCCGACCCCUCUCAAUUAGGCUAUGUUUUGAGGUGGCCCAUUCAUGCAGAUAAAUUGAAUACGAAGGACUAUCCGUCCAAUCAAAUGCUGCUCGACGAUAUAGAAGCUAUCGUCCGAAUAACGCUGAAGGAUAAGCUUGGAAUCACUUCGCAGACAGUCAAGAAUUACUCUGUUAUCCUAGUCAUCCCGGACUACUACGAGCGGUCAUACAUCAGGAACUUCGUCCAUGUACUACUAUCCCAGAUUGGGUUCAAGCAGUUUACUGUGCAACAGCAAUCUCUCGCAGCGACAUACGGAGCUGGUCUCUCUUCAGCAUGUGUGGUCGAUGUCGGUGCGGUAUCAUCCUGCAUAGCUUGUGUUGAUGAAGGAAUGAUAAUUCCGGAGACUCGGCUGGUCAUCGGCGUCGGAGGGGACCAUGUUACAGAGUUUCUCGCCAUACUACUGCAGGGGAUUGACUUCCCGUACAAGGAACUGGACCUCGCGCGUCGAUACGACUGGAACGUUAUCGAAGAUAUCAAAUACAGACUCUGCUCCCUCAACGAGCAAGACGUUGCUCUCAAUCUAUACUCGUUCACCGUUCGCGCUCCAGGAAAACCGACCGAAAAGUACGGUCUGCGCGCAUAUGACGAGUUUCACCUCGCGCCCUCAGUUAUGUUUUUCAUCGACGUAGUGAAUUACGAUAAGAACCGAUUCGGUCGGAGGCCCAUCCAGCAUCCGGAUAUCGCUGAUGAGAUUGUGAAUUAUCUCGACCAUGGCUACCCCAUCGAACGCUACACCGAAGCCAUCAUGCAAAGCGCUGCAAAGAGUGUCCGUCCCCCAGAGAAAGCACCUGGAACUCAACAAACCCAGGUGUUGGCUGUCACUGCCCCACCACAGUCGACAUUAAUGAGUGUGGAAGGGACGCCACUGCCCACUUCCACUGCUCCCGAAGGAGAGGCAUCUACAGCGACUCCGUCCAACGGCUCUGUGCCUCCGCCACAGCGGAAUUCGGCGGAAAGGACUUCUACCACGGAAGAAACGGCGAAAGCAGAAACGGACAAGGCGUCUACGGAGGCUCCACCCAUGGAUAUUGACGUCGAGGGGGACACGAACCCUCAAGAAGUAAUUGACGUUGACGCCAUUGAUUCGCCUAUCGCUCGGCCACAGCCCAACGACUCAGCAGUAAAUGAGCUGCCAUCUUGGGAGAAUCGCUUCACUAUGGACUUAGAAUUCGAAGCGAGCAAAACGGCGCUGGACCUCGCCAUCUUCAAUAGCUGUUACGCUGGGUCCGGAGGAUAUGACCGAGUCAAGAAGUUCCUCGGUCAGGGCGUCCUAUUGGUCGGUGGAGGAUCGAUGAUCAAAGGAAUGUCGCAGUCGCUGCAGAGCAGGCUGUCGUCACUUUGUGUCCCUCUUGUUUCCAAUAUGCCGCUGGUCCAAAUCCAGCCGCCGCCAAAGGAUGUUGAUCCCCGUGUACUCAUAUGGAAGGGGGCGUCCGUCCUUGGGAAAAUGGACGGAGUUUCCGAGCUUUGGGUGACCAGAGAGGAUUGGGAUCUGUUGGGCAUGCGUGCAUUGCGUGAGCGCUGCUUCUACCUGUGA